Histoplasma mississippiense is the source of this 3120-nucleotide messenger RNA. Its product is annotated as ribosome biogenesis protein BMS1. Bases 1 to 3120 code for a protein of 1039 amino acids. The record is from RefSeq and is a predicted model, not a curated record. Lineage: Eukaryota; Fungi; Ascomycota; Eurotiomycetes; Onygenales; Ajellomycetaceae. Gene Ontology annotation, biological process: ribosome biogenesis; maturation of SSU-rRNA from tricistronic rRNA transcript (SSU-rRNA, 5.8S rRNA, LSU-rRNA); endonucleolytic cleavage of tricistronic rRNA transcript (SSU-rRNA, 5.8S rRNA, LSU-rRNA). Gene Ontology annotation, molecular function: GTP binding; GTPase activity; U3 snoRNA binding. The transcript is spliced from 5 exons. Gene Ontology annotation, cellular component: nucleus; 90S preribosome.
AUGGAGGACCAGACAAACAGACCACAUCGGAAAUCGAAGGAGAAGAAGAAGAAAAAUAGGGAUCAAGCCGGCGCAAAUCCCAAGGCAUUUGCUGUAGCGCAUGCCGGUCGUCUGCAAAAGCAAGCCGCCAGGUCUCAUGAUGUUCGUUUUCCCGAAUCCUUUCCUGAAAAGAGACUUCAUGUCCCUCUUGUGGAUCGCUUGCCCGAAGAGGCGCCUCCGAUUGUUGUUACGGUGGUUGGGCCUCCAGGGGUUGGCAAAACAACCCUUAUCAAAUCCCUCAUUAAGCGUUACUCGAAACAGACGUUAAGCACUCCCGCUGGGCCUCUCACUGUCGUAACCUCGAAACGAAGGCGCUUAACAUUUCUCGAAUGCCCCUCCGACUCCCUCGCGAGCAUGAUCGAUGUCGCCAAGAUCGCGGAUAUUGUUCUACUUAUGAUUGAUGGCAAUUAUGGGUUUGAAAUGGAGACUAUGGAAUUUCUCAAUGCGCUGUCUUCAAGCGGUAUGCCGGGAAACGUCUUCGGGAUCCUCACCCAUCUCGAUCUCUUCAAGAAACAGAGCACUCUACGACAAGCGAAGAAACGGUUAAAACAUCGAUUCUGGAGCGAAUUAUACCAGGGGGCGAAGUUGUUCUACCUGUCCGGCGUUAUCAAUGGGAGGUACCCGGAUCGAGAGAUACACAAUCUGUCACGAUUUCUGUCUGUCAUGAAAAACCCUCGACCGCUUAUAUGGAGAAACUCCCAUCCUUAUUGCUUGGCUGAUCGAUUCCUGGACAUCACACCCCCGACGGCUAUUGAAGAGAAUCCUAAAUGUGAUAGGACAGUUGCUCUAUACGGAUAUCUUCGAGGCACAAAUUUUCCUGCAAUUGGCGCCAGGGUGCAUGUGCCUGGUGUUGGCGAUCUCAGCGUUUCGUCGAUAGAGGCACUCCCUGACCCGUGUCCGACACCUUUCAUGGACCAAGCAAUGGCAAAGGCAACUGGAAAAUCAGGCCGAAGAAGGCUGGGGGAGAAACAAAAACUCCUGUUUGCUCCCAUGUCUGAUGUUGGCGGCGUCCUCGUUGAUAAAGAUGCGGUUUACAUCGAUGUUAAAACUACUACUUUCGACAGGGACGCGGACAGCGAUGAAGAGAGGGGCCUGGGAGAGCAACUUGUUGUUGGAUUGCAAGGUGAACGAAAGUUACUAGGACAGGCAGAGUCGGGAGUCAGGCUGUUCACGGAUGGAGAGGCAGUUGCUGAUGUAGGUGAUGGUGAAACGGGGGAAGUUGGGCGAAAGCAGAAAAGAAAGGUCCGAUUCACAGUCGAUCACGAAAAUGGGGCAAACGUUCUGGAGGAUGAAGACGAAGGCUUUGAGUCAGAUGAUUCCGCGAAGGGAAGUGAAGACGGAGAAGGAGAGGCUGGAGAGGAUGUGGAUGUGACGCCACCAGCAGAUUUUGAGACAAAUUUUAGAGAGGGACAAAAUGGUGCGGCUCAACGUGACGAGGAUGACAUCGCCUUUGCAGACAGUGAUUCUGAUCUUGGAUCAAUAUCCUCGGCGGAGGGCCAGGAACUGGAAAGCGAAGGAGAUUUCGAGUACGAUUCAGACGAGGUUGAUGAUGGAACCUUACGCUGGAAGGAAAACCUGGCUGCGAAUGCCAAGGCGGCUUUUGGAAAAAGAAUUCCUUAUCGUGUUGCUGACCUCACAAGGAUGCUCUAUGACGAGUCAAUAGCCCCUCGGGAUGUUGUAAAGCGAUGGACUGGGAACGAUGCUGAUGAAUCUGGUGAAGGCAAUGAUGGUGCCAACGAAGAAGACGACUUUUUUAAGAAAACUCGCGUGGAAACAGGGGAAACAGAAGAUAGGACUAUUCCAGUGUAUGACUAUAAGCAGCUUGAGCAAAAAUGGGAAAACGAUGAUAAUAUCCAAACUAUCCGGCGUCGGUUUGCCCGUGCUAAAGUUUCCAAGGGUGACGAAUGCACAAAACGUGCCGUGCCAUUACGGGAGACAAGAUUUAACCCUCGUUUCCCAGUUAUUGUUGGUGGCCUGGCGCCUACAGAAGAUCGAUUUGGCUUUGUCCAAGUCAGAAUUAAAAGACACCGUUGGCAUAAGAAAAUCCUCAAGACGAACGACCCCCUCAUCUUCUCUCUUGGCUGGCGUCGAUUCCAGACCACUCCAGUCUACAGCAUCUCCGAUUCCCGAACACGCAAUCGCAUGUUAAAAUAUACCCCGGAGCAUAUGCAUUGUUUUGGCACUUUCUAUGGUCCUCUUGUGGCUCCCAACACAGGCUUUUGCUGCGUUCAAUCAUUCUCGAAUAAGAACCCGGGCUUCCGAAUAGCGGCUACCGGUGUCGUCCUGAAUGUGGACGAGACUACGGAGAUUGUCAAGAAACUCAAACUAACCGGAUACCCGUACAAGAUCUUCCGAAACACAGCCUUCAUCAAGGAUAUGUUUACCUCUGCUCUCGAAAUUGCCAAGUUCGAAGGCGCCAGCAUCCGUACCGUUUCCGGGAUCCGCGGCCAGAUCAAGCGCGCUCUGAGCCGUCCGGAGGGGCAUUUCCGGGCUACGUUUGAAGAUAAAAUCCUCAUGAGCGACAUUGUGUUCUUGCGUGCUUGGUAUCCCAUCAAACCACACCGAUACUACAACCCCGUCACCAACCUUUUGGAUGAAAUAGAUGAAGAUGGUUGGAAAGGCAUGCGCUUGACGGGAGAAGUUCGCCGUGAGCAAAACAUCCCAACUCCACUUGAGAAGGACUCUGCAUACAGGCCGAUUGAGCGGGUCACUCGACAUUUCAACCCCCUCCGAGUCCCUCGCCAGCUAGCUGCGGACCUUCCCUUCAAGUCUCAAAUUACGAAGAUGAGACCUCGUCAAGGUGAAUCAUAUCUCCAAAAACGUGCUGUGGUCUUAGGUGGCGAAGAGAAAAAGGCCCGCGAUCUGUUGCAGAAACUCACCACCAUGCGGAACGAGAAGAUAGCGAAGAGACAAGCUGCGCAGGAAGAGCGGAGGAAGGUUUACCGUGCCAAGGUGACGGAGAAUGCUGAGAAAAAACAGGAGAGGGAAAAGAGGGAGCGCGAUGAAUAUUGGCAGCGAGAGGGGAAGAAGCGGAAGAACGAUGGCGGAGACGGAGGAAGAGGAGGGAAGAAAAGAAGGUGA